GUGGGAUGCUGCUGAACACACCCUUUGCAUUUCGCUGUCUUUUCACAUCAGCGUAAACCACCAAGCAGAGGAACAUCAAAACCUUCAACAAAUAUGUGGCGCAGCACCGGCUGACAGCGUCUGCUUGAGGUAACUGUGAUGGCAGGGUCAAAGAUGUCUGUGCAGCUGGCUGUAGUGGUUGUCCUCUCAGUACUGCUGACAGGAGCAACCCACGCCGGCCCUGAGAUGGACCCAUACAAAAUCUUAGGAGUUACCAGGAGUGCAAGCCAGGCUGAGAUCAAGAAGGUCUAUAAGCGUCUUGCAAAAGAAUGGCAUCCAGACAAAAACAAAAAUCCAGGGGCUGAGGACAUGUUUAUCAAGAUAACAAAAUCUUAUGAGAUCCUGUCCAAUGAGGACAAACGGGCCAGUUUUGACCGUUAUGGACAGACUGAUGACACCCAGCCAUAUAGCAGCGGUCGCUACGGUCAUCGCCAUGACAGCUUUUACUUCGACGAGUCCUUCUUCAACUUUCCCUUCAACAACAAGAACCACAGGGAUUUUGCUGACAGCAAGUACAUAUUGCACUUCAACCAGUAUGUCAAUGACGUGGUGCCUGACAGCUACAAGAGACCAUACCUGAUAAAGAUCACCUCUGACUGGUGCUUCAGCUGCAUCCACAUCGAGCCUGUAUGGAAGGAGGUGGUGCAGGAGAUGGAGACUCUAGGUGUGGGAAUAGGUGUGGUGGAUGUUGGCUAUGAGAGACGGUUAGCCAAUCACCUGGGUGCGCAUCGCACCCCAUCAAUACUUGGAGUCAUCAAUGGCAAAGUGACAUUUUUCCAUUAUGCUGUAGCAAAGGAGCACCUGAGGCAGUUUGUAGAAGACCUUCUUCCUCAGAGACUUGUGGAGCGGGUCACCGACAAGAAUGACCUGCAGUUCUUGAACAGCUGGCAUGAGCUCAACAAGCCACAUGUUCUCCUGUUUGACCAAGUGCCUGUAGUUCCUCUGCUAUACAAACUGACAGCUUUUGCUUAUAAGGAAUACUUGCAGUUUGGCUAUGUGGACCAGGGCCUUUCAGAGACCGCCAAUCUGCAGAAACAGUUCAAUAUUAACACUUACGCUCCAACCAUGCUGGUCUUCAAAGAGAACAUUGACAAGCCUGCUGACAUUAUACAGGCCAAAGGAAUGAAAAAGCAAAUUAUUGACGAGUUCAUGUCAAACAACAAGUUUCUCCUUGUGCCGCGGCUGGUCAAUCAGAAGCUCUUUGAUGAGCUCUGUCCUGUCAAACAGUUCCAUAGACGCAGAAAAUACUGUGUCCUGCUGAUCACAGGUGACGAAGAGACCUUUUCUCUUGGGAACAAGGCCUUCCUCUCAUUUGCCUCCACAAAUGCCAAAGAGGUUGUUAGAUUUGCUUAUGUGUACCAGCGGCUACAGCAACCUCUUUGUGACAUCCUCAUGCAAAACAAAGACAGCGCACAGUCACCAACCCAGGUGGUGAUCCUGGAGAGGCGUAAUGCUGCAGGCAAGGCCUUGUUCAAGCCAGUGACCGCCUGGAACGGCAGUGAGGAAGACAAGCAGCAUCUCCAGGAGGAGCUGGAGCGACUUCAGAGAGACCCGUCCAUCCUCAUCCAUGACGCCAUGCUGCCCGAGCUCAACAACGAGUUUGCCUCUAUGUUUGUCAUCCGAUGGAUCUAUGCAUCUUACGAUUAUCUCUCCGAAGUCAUUGAUGAUAUUCUGCAUAACAACUGGCGUGAGAUGAUGCCUCUUCUGUCCCUCAUCUUCUCUGCCUUGUUCAUCUUGUUUGGAACCGUUGUCAUCCAGGCCUUUAGUGACUCAAGUGAUGAUAAGCAGACUAAACCAAAGGCAAAAGAUGGAACCAAAGCUGAAAAUGGGUCACCAGGGACCGGUGGCACUUCAAGUCGGCCUCCCAAGAAGAACUUUGUGGAGGUGACAGAGCUGACGGAUAUCACUUACAUGAGCAACUUGGUGAAGUUGAGGCCGGGACACAUGAACAUAGUGCUGGUUCUCACUGACGCCUCCAAGAACAUCCUGCUUAGCAAGUUUGCCAAAGAGGUCUACUCCUUUACCGGGAGCCUGACGCUGCAUUUCUCCUUCCUGAACAUCGACAAGCACAGCCAGUGGAUGAACACUCUGCUGGAAUACGCCCAGGACGCCACGCAGAUUGAUGCAGACGAGGAUGAUUGCGGAAACCACAAAAUGGACUACACCGGCUACGUGCUGGCACUUAACGGCCACAAGAAGUACCUUUGUUUGUUUAAGCCCGUCUACACUGGGGAAGACCUUGACAGUAAGUCAUCUGAGGAUGAAGGCAGUACUUCAGGGGGGAGGUCGAAGUCCAGUUCCCGCGACGACCACCCACCGCGCAAAUCCAACCGAUCCCGCAGCAUAUCCACCCUGCAGAUCCACCACAAACUAGACCGCCUGGGGUUGUGGAUGGAGAGGCUCAUGGAAGGCACUUUGCCGCGCUACUACAUCCCCGCCUGGCCAGGACUAGACAAGAUCACCUCCUGUAAGUAGAUGGAAGCGAAUUAGUACUUAGUAUUUAUCCACUGUCAGACUCCCCUUGUGUUAGGAUAGAGCUGCCUUUCUUGGACUUGAGAUAAUUAAUAUUUACAUACGUUGGGUUAAUAUUCCAAACUUGGCUUGAGUCCAAGUACUGUGGGUCAGAUCCUUUAGCGUACCCCUCUUCCAUUCAUUGCAUGCUGUUUUAUAUACAGUAUAUUUAAUUUAGGCAAAUGCUGCUGCUACAGCCUUGUGAACAGAAAACAAAAUCACUGUGGCCACCUGUACUCUCCUACCCUUAUUUUCCUGGUGUUUCUACGUUCUAUUAUUAUGGUGACUGCUGGGGAGAGGCAGGAAAAGCAGGGAGAGACAGGGAUGUCAUACAGCAAGGGCUGCGGGCUGUGAUCGAGCCCAGGCCACCACGGUCAGGACACACCCUUGUUGCAUGGUAUGCGCUCUACCAGGUGAUCUACCAGGGCGCCUCCUCCGCUGCCGUCAUGACCAUCAAUCACAUCCACACACACUAAAGGAGGCAAGAUAACUACCUUUGUCUCCAUUGAUGAAUACUGUGAAUAGAGAUGCAUGACUUUAACACGAAAUCUCUUUUUUAUGCAUCUCAGCCCCUUUUCUCCAUUAUAUAUUAUCUCCUGAAUGCUGCCUCGCUUGUGCAAUAUAGCAUACUGCUGUAAUGACAAUGCCUUUUAUCAUGGAUGUCAAGGGUUUCUUCAUGUUCUUCCUGAUCAUGCGAUUACAUCAAGAGAAAAUCAUUGUUUUGUUACAUAGAAACUUUUGGGGUUGUGGUUUAAAAUGUACUUUGCUGCACGCAAGAAUUAUUUAGCAGCCUUGGUCUAUUUCAGAACCUCAGUUAGCCAGUAGCUUUAUGUAGCAAACAUAAUGAACAUAAUUGCUGUCCAUUUCAUUUUCUGAAUGUUUUCCAAAUGGAAAAAGAUUGACUGACAUGUUAUCAUCAGAUCAUCUUGAAUUGUGUUGACAUGAAAGUAAAAUCAAGCUUAGUGUGUGCUUGCUUGAUUUAUUAACUUGUUUUGUCACCAUUAAGUGAAAAAAUAUUGUUCAUACAAUUUUGUUGGUACUAUGUAAAUAUUGUACGUAAUCAUGUAUUGGACCUGUUUUCAAGAGUACGUAUAAUUUGGUGAAUGUUUCACACGGAUUUAUCCAAAUGCUGUAGUUUUUGUUUUUUGUUUUUGUUUUUUUAGUUAAUAUUGAAUUUAGAAGUGAGUAUAAAAGAUGAUGUCUGCUACUGUCAUAUGUUUCAGUUGGUCUUCAG
This is a messenger RNA of Chelmon rostratus (copperband butterflyfish), 3784 nucleotides long. Its product is annotated as dnaJ homolog subfamily C member 16-like. NCBI's taxonomy places the organism in Eukaryota, Metazoa, Chordata, Actinopteri, Chaetodontiformes, Chaetodontidae. The transcript has 15 exons. The record is from RefSeq and is a predicted model, not a curated record. The coding region runs from base 139 to 2514 and encodes 791 amino acids.